This is a messenger RNA of Aspergillus caelatus, 1189 nucleotides long. RefSeq lists its product as uncharacterized. Bases 245 to 889 code for a protein of 214 amino acids. Lineage: Eukaryota; Fungi; Ascomycota; Eurotiomycetes; Eurotiales; Aspergillaceae. The record is from RefSeq and is a predicted model, not a curated record. Gene Ontology annotation, molecular function: protein binding. The transcript has 2 exons.
GUUCUGGACAGCUUGCGGUCUCGUCCUCGUACCAUAUUAUUUUAACAAUCCAUACAGCCUGACCUUUAGACUGUAUAGGCGCUUCCAUAAGGUUAAUUUUACUUUCUACUUCAGCCUAUCCAAGAUAAACUACCAGACCAAGAACCACCAGAAUAGCCACCAACCAAAAUCACCAACCAACCCCAACUCUCAAAAAGAAACAAAUACCACUCCAAUCCCAACGCUCCAAGAAAACACCCCCAAAAUGGCCGACGGCAUCGACAUAUACAACCAAUACCCAUUAGUCCUGGACCCAACCUCCAAAGCCAUCAACCUCUCCUCACAAAACACAACCCCAGCCUCAGCAAACACAGUAACCAACGAACUAACCGAACUCAAUGCCCUCCACCGCGGCCUCAUCUCCCUCGACCCGCCCAGCAUCCCCCCACCCCCACUCCCCAUCAACCCCAAGCGCAGCGCCCAAAUCACCAAGCUCCGUGACAGCGCAAACACCGCCUACCGCAAGGACAACUACGCCGAAGCGGUGCGGUUAUACACCUUUGCCAUCGAGAUGGGGAUCGCGCGGCCCGGAUGGGAGCCUAUGAGUCUUGCGAGAGAGGAACUGGCGGGGUUGUUUGCGAACCGCGCGCAGGCGUAUAUGGCGCAGCAGGCGUGGGCGGAAGGUCUGGUCGAUGCGAAGUGUAGUGUUGAGAGUAAGCCAGUCGGGAAUGUGAAGGCUUGGUGGAGGGCUGGGAAGUGUUUGGCUGAGAUGGGACGGUGGGAUGAGGCGCAGGUUGCUAUUGAUAAAGGGUUGGAGUUUGAGCCGAGGAGUGGGGAUGGGGCUAAGGAGUUGCUUGCGUUGAUGGAGGAGGUUAAGGAGGGGUUGAAGAGGUCGAGUACUUCUGCUUAGGUUUUGUUUGUGGGUUCUGGGAAGGUUGGUAGAUGGGGGAGGAUAGAUAGAGGUUUGUUUAAUGGGGCCUGCAUACAUCCUUGGGCUGUAUUAUCAUUUGUGAUUUUUGUAUGUCUGCAUGGUUUGUCAUUAUGGGUUUCGUUUUGUUAGUUCGGGCGUUUGGUUUGGAAUGAACUGGUCUUGAUAUCUAUGUCUAGGUCUAUAUAUAGUAGAAGGGCAAACAGUACACAGUGACCCACCCCUCGGACAUUCAAAAAGGAAGAUAAGAAGCCAAUACAAGGUACUAAAGUGAAAUCGUUA